AUGACUGAGUUCGUCUCUAGCAUCCUUGGAACUCUUGCGGAGAAACUAACUUCAUCGGCUGUUGAAGAAAUUCAACUGGUUUGUGGCGUCAAGGAUGAUCGAGAGAAGCUCAAGAACACGUUAGAGAUGAUCCAGACGGUGCUCGCCGAUGCUGAGCAGAAGCAAAUAAAAGACAAAGCUGUGCGCCUUUGGUUGUCGAGGCUAAAAAACUGGUGCUAUGACGCCGAGGACGCCCUAGACGAAUUCGAAGCUAGGGCUCUAUGGAGACGAGUGCGGUCCACUGAGCACUUGACCCUCAAAAGAAAGAAAACUCGAUUCAACUUGUCGACUGAUGUUCAUGAAAGGACCAUAGUUCCGCGGAGGGAAACUCAUUCUUUUGUACCCGCUUCGAAUGUGAUUGGGAGAAAUGAAGAAAAGGAAAGGAUAAUAGAGAUGUUGAGAAGAUGGGAUGAUGCUGGAGCUAGAAACAUAGAAGUCCUUCCGAUUAUUGGAAUGGGAGGUACCGGAAAGACAACUCUUGCCAAAUUGGUAUACAAUGAUGAAAGGGUAAAGGAGCAUUUCACAGAAAACAACCAAGUUUGGUUAUCCAUGCCACUAGAAUUCAAUAUGAAAAAUAUAAUAAGAGACAUCAUCAAGUCUCUUGGAGGCGGAGCAAAAUUUGAUGACUACAACCUUGACAUGUUGCAAAAUGACCUAAGAAAUCUCGUGCGGAACCGAAGGUGUUUGUUCGUAAUGGAUGAUGUGUGGGCAAUGAGUAGGAAGGAUUGGUUGGAACUGAUAGAUUUGUUAGGAGGCAUUUCUAGAGGGAGUAAAGUCAUUGUGACUUCACGGAAUCAAGUCAUCGCUGAAAUUAUGGGCAUUGUUCGCCCAGUUAAUUUGGCCAACCUUUCGCCAAAGGAUUCUUUGACUUUGUUUGUGAAGCAUGCGUUUGAACAAGGGCAAGAGAAGAAUCACCCAGACCUCAUCAAAAUCGGCAGGCAAAUCGUGAGCAAGUGCGGGGGAAAUCCUAUGGCGGUAAAGACCUUGGGGAGUUUGUUAUAUUCAAAAAACAACCAAAGCGACUGGGAAUAUGUAAGAGAUAGUGAGGUGUGGCAAUUAGAAACUGAUAUUUUACCUUCACUGAGAAUAAGCUACGAUUUAAUGCCAUCUCACUUGAAACAAUGUUUUGUUUAUUGCUCGAUAUUCCCGAAGAACUAUAUGUUCAUGAACAUUGAUUUGAUCCAACUGUGGAUCUUGAAUGGGUUUAUCCGAUCUAGUGGAAAUAAUAAGGAGGAGCUGGAAGAGAUUGGACAGCAGUACUUGGAGGAGCUGAUCUCCAGGUCCUUCUUCAAUGUUGUCGCUGUUAACGACACGUAUUUGCUCCUGGUUAUCGAAAUGCAUGACCUCAUUUAUGAACUUGCCAUUUCGGUGGCAAAAACCGAAUACUCCAACAUGAAAGAGUGGAAGCAAGAUAUUUCCCAGAUGACUCGGCAUAUAUCAUUUCCCGACCCAAUUGACGUAUCGAAAGAUGAACUUCGGGACUGCUUGAGCAAACUGAGCCGCGUUCGUACCAUCAUGUGUGAGGGGGAGUUGGGAUCCUCCGACUCUGACGCGUUCUUUUUGGAGACAUGCAUUUCGCGAUUCAAGUACUUGCGAGUGCUAUUGCUAGAGUACUCUAGCUUUGACCAACUGCCUAGUUCCAUUGGCGGUCUAAAGCAUUUGAGGUAUCUCGGUUUACGCAACAACCAGUCUAUCAAUAAACUCCCCAAAUCAGUCUGCGAGCUUUACAAUCUGCAGACCUUAGAUCUUGGCUCGUGCUAUGAACUCGAGGCAUUGCCUGCAAACAUCAAGAAUAUGAUCAACCUUCGCGUUUUGAUUAUAACCACAAAACAGCAGCGUUUCCCGGAGAGUGGAAUAGGAUGCUUGACCUCUCUGCGGUGGCUAGACAUUUUACGGUGUGAGUAUUUGGAGGCCUUAUUCGAUGAUAUCCAAUCGCUUUCGUCGCUCCGUAAAUUGCGGAUUGAAGAAUGUCCGAAGUUGGCCUCCUUACCACAAGGCAUCCAGAAUCUGAAGGCAUUGGAGCAUCUCAUGAUGGCGAAGUGCGAGAGCUUGAGGCUGCCAGAAGGCGAUAGUAAUGAACCAGGCUCCAUGUCGAGCCUUCAAACCUUGGUACUCCAGGAGCUACCGGCAUUAGUUUCGUUGCCUGGGUGGCUCGAAGGUUCUGCAAGUGCACUGCGGAUGAUAGAGAUUUCCUAUUGUCGCAAGUUGAGCGCAUUGCCUGAGUGGCUGCAAAAUUGUUCUUGUCUGACAAAACUGGAGCUUACGAGGCUUCCCGAAUUGUCCUCUCUGCCAGAUGGCGUUCGCCUCAUUCCCACAUUGAAGCUAAAGAUAUCUGAUUGCGGGGAAUUGAGCAGCUGUGGAGAAGAAGAUGAUUGCGGGGAAUUGAGCAGCUGUGGAGAAGAAGAUGAGUAA
Molecule: messenger RNA, 2451 nt
Organism: Eucalyptus grandis
Lineage: Eukaryota; Viridiplantae; Streptophyta; Magnoliopsida; Myrtales; Myrtaceae
Product: putative disease resistance protein RGA4
Exons: 2
Coding region: 1-2451 (816 amino acids)
Biological process (GO): defense response to other organism
Molecular function (GO): ADP binding
Source: RefSeq, a predicted model, not a curated record